This is a messenger RNA of Hyposmocoma kahamanoa, 2196 nucleotides long. RefSeq lists its product as uncharacterized. Lineage: Eukaryota; Metazoa; Arthropoda; Insecta; Lepidoptera; Cosmopterigidae. Gene Ontology annotation, cellular component: trans-Golgi network. The record is from RefSeq and is a predicted model, not a curated record. The coding region runs from base 1 to 816 and encodes 271 amino acids. The transcript is spliced from 5 exons.
AUGGGUCUCUUUGUGGGCUUUAUAUUUAUUUAUCUAGGUUUUAUAUUUUCUCCUCUAAGAGCAGAUCAGUGUGUGAAGAAGGGGCCUUGUACAUGCGAAUUUUCCAAUGGCACUGGUUUCGACCUAACGCCUACAGCAAAUAAUAAGUUUUUUACGGCGCAAAUUUAUCAAUCUAAAAUGAAUGGAACGCAGCUCGAGUUGUCCACGUAUUAUUACCACCCGUGCUACGAUAUACUUCCAAAAAUAAACGCGAGUAAACCUACUGACACGUGUGGAGCUCCUUUGUCGAUAUGUCGAAGCCUAGAAACAUUAGUUUUAAAUGGUACAGGGAUAUAUCGCUCUGAUGGAGGGCGCAAUGACUUCAUGGGAACUUCUAAUGUCUCAGAGUUCUUGCCUGAUGGUCGCUCAAUUAAAUACAUGAAUGGCCCAUCAUCUACGCAAGUCCUACUAGUGUGCGCUGAUACUGAAGAUGACCUCCACAUAUAUUCGCUAUUGGAACCUAAUGCAAUUGUCCUUUCAUUCUACUCAAGAAAUGCGUGUCUCAAGCAAAUUGAACCACCCGGUCGGUCAUUGGGAUCAACACUGUUAAUAGUGUUCUUCUCGUGCGUCAUUUUCUACCUCGUUCUCGGAGUUUGUACAAAGAAAUUCCUAAUGGGAGCGACAGGACUCGAAGUCGUGCCAAAUCUCGCGUUUUGGACGGACCUACCUAAUCUUAUUAAGGACGGUUGGGCGUUCACUAUUUCCGGCUUCAAGCUACCACCCCGAGCAUCGGGUCACGUGACUUCUCCGGACCCUAACAGCUACGACAGCAUAUAACAUCGGGAUCUGUCCGAGGGACAACUCGUUCUCGUCGAGUGAAACCCUAUACAACAGCAAUUGUGUUAGUAUUGUGGUAGGGAGAAAUCUGAAUAUGAAUAACUCUGAACUUAAAUUAAAUUCUUAAAUGUGUCAACCUACGGAUAAUGGUACCUUGUAAUGUCAAAACUAAGUUUUAAACUCAAAUAAUCUUUUCAUAGGUACAUAAAUUCCACUUGAAAACGUCAUAUUAAUUAAACUCUACUUCUCAUUCCCCUGAGAAUAAUGAGCAAGAAUCUCUAGGGGUUGCUUUUUAUAAAUAUACUUUUGGAUGUAGUAGUCUAUUCAAUGCAAUGUGUAAAGCCUCUACAAAUUCAUCACAUAAUGAUAUUUUUACAAGUAAGUCGAUUGUAAUUAUUUCAAUUUAAGAUUUGCGUUUCUCCACUAUUCAAUUUAUUGUCGAUAUUUUGGAAAACACGUUUUGUUUUCUUAAUGUAAUUAAAUCACGAAACAACCUUUUGAUGGCCACUUCUCGUAUUUUGUGUGUAAUGUAAUGAAUUUAUCUACAAAUUUUGUUCUAAAUAAUGGAUACGAUAAUAUCUUUACUCAUGAUGGAGUUAAUUUACCAUAAUAAAAGUUCGUUUGAUGUCUUUUAUAAAUUUGUAUAAUGUAAAAUAUAUGUAUGGCCUACAUUUAUUUCUCUCGUGAGUUUGGGUGUAAUUUCUGGUUGUCUAUGUGUAUGUCUAUGGCACCCGCGAUACUGUAGCGAACACUGUAGUGUUUCCCUAGAACGGGGCUAUGAGUGUGUGCGCGUUAUUAUUAUUUUAACCAGAAAGCGGUAGUUUCUUAUUUUUCUAUAUGAAAGUUAAGUUGGUGACAUUGCACCUUUAAAAUAUUUUUAUACCAAACUUAUACUUUGAAGUGUCAUCAAUAGGACUGCACGCCCUUACUACUAUGUCAUAAUUAAGCUCAUAGUCAAUUUGUAAUGGAACUAAAUGGUUUACAUAUACAGUCACGUAUUCCCCUUUUAGAAAACGUGGCUUGAACAAUCGUUUAUUUGUAAUACGGAGAACUCAUAUUUUGUUUUACAACUUUUAACUUUUUAUUUUUGCUAAAGUUGGUAGGUAUCAUGAGCCAAUCACCUUAAAUACGACCCGAACUUUUCUUAUAUCCUGUAUAUUACAUUUGAAUUUUCGUUUAUAGUAAAUAAUAUUAUUACAUUUGGAUAGUGUGUAAAUGUACGUGAUAUUAUAUUUAAUAAUUAUUGAAAUAGGCAUUAGUUUAUAUGUACGUUCAUUUUUAUCAGAACGAAAAUAUUUAUAACGGUCUCCUAAAGUACUACCUGUUCUUUUACCGAAUAUUAGCGACCUUUUAUCAGUAUCGAAUAGUAAGCCUCCACUC